Fonsecaea nubica is the source of this 2286-nucleotide messenger RNA. RefSeq lists its product as hypothetical. Gene Ontology annotation, molecular function: DNA binding; DNA-binding transcription factor activity, RNA polymerase II-specific; zinc ion binding. The transcript has a single exon. NCBI's taxonomy places the organism in Eukaryota, Fungi, Ascomycota, Eurotiomycetes, Chaetothyriales, Herpotrichiellaceae. Bases 1 to 2286 code for a protein of 761 amino acids. The record is from RefSeq and is a predicted model, not a curated record. Gene Ontology annotation, biological process: regulation of DNA-templated transcription; DNA-templated transcription.
AUGGCUUCCGCCUCGCGAACUACUUUCGUGCCAGCCAGAUUCCGUGCAGCGAAAGCAUGCCUUCUGUGUCGACAAAAGAGGGUCAAAUGCGACGCCAUGGACCACGGCACUCCCUGCACGAGAUGUGUUUUGAGCGGAAAGACCGACUGCGUUCUGUUUGAGUCCAAAAGAGGAACAUAUAAGCGCAAGCAGAGAGUCGCUGUCGAGCAGCAACGUCGGGAAUCACCCGUAAAGGACCUCCAUGGCAAUAGCUCUGAGAACCCGGCAGUCCCAUCAUAUACUUCAGGGACAACACUGGCCGAAGAACCUCAGCAUCGACCCGACGCUUCACCUUUGAAUCACAGAUCCACAACUGCGAGCGAGCCUACAGCAAGGCCGCCCGAAGAACAAUUCCAGACGGAGCACCUGUCAGCAACGUCGGUCAAUCUAGGUCAACCUGAGCAGUCUGUCACAGACCCAGCUGGAUUCAAUGAAUCUGCGUCCUUGUUGAAUGGUCUGGAGAACAGUAACCACCAGAGGCGACUGUCCCUAGAUUGCUCGUCGCCCGUCUCGUGUCUGUCCAACACCACACUCUCGCCAUAUCCAGAUAUCUCGUGGGCGUCGACCUUUGAUCCGUUCCUCAAAUCGCGCAAGACCCAUACGGCCGACCGAUCGAACAGGUUCUCCAUCACUUACCUCGAUGAAUCCUUCCCCCUCUCACUUGUACUGCAGUAUCAAGGUCACGGAGUAAAGCCGCAGCUACAUUAUCUCACUCCCGCAAAGCCAGAGCCUCCAGGCCCGCCUCAGCCUUCGGGGUACCAACACCCUGGCCACAUUCCACCCAAGGAUAUCGAGUUCCUACAAGCCAGAGGAUGCUUCGAAGUCCCCGACCCAGAGAUCCUGGACAUCUUGGUCAAGACGUUCCUGGAUCGCGUCUAUCCCAUCUAUCCGAUCUUCAAGCGAAGUAGCUUUCUCGAGCAUUACCGAGCCCAACAGAUCCCAUGGCUCCUGCUUCACUCGGUCUGCUUUGCCGCGGUCACCUUCUGCGACGAAGACGUGCUCUUUCGCGUCGGGUACCAAAACAGAAUCGAGGCGCGGUUGUGUUACUACAGAAAAGCAAAAGCCCUGUUCGACCUGGGCUAUCAUAUGAACAAGAUCAUGAUCCUCCAGAGUGUCAUCCUCCUCAGCUUCUGGGGCGGCGCGCACAAUAACUAUUGGAACUCGGCCAGCUGGAUCGGAGCAGGGGUCAUCAUCGCAGAGUCACUAGGCCUCCACCGAUCCAUGGCGGACACGAGGCUGGCACCAGAGGACAAGAGUCUGUUGAGACGGUUAUGGUGGAUCUUGUUCGUCCGGGACACUGGCGCCGCGACGUUUUCAGGUCGUCAGUUCCGGAUGAAUAGCGUCGACGUGGCCGACGUCGAGACUUUGACCACAGAGGAUUUUGCCGCGGACUCGCAAGACGACAUGGACGGCGUGGGCCACGGAAUCGACGGUAUCGUCGGCUCUUUCCACGUUGAGAACACAAAGCUCUUCCUCAUCCUGCGGCGGAUCGUGCUUUCCAAGCGAACCGGCCACGGGCCCAGCCACGACGACCUGUGCCACGAGCUCCAGCAAUGGCGAGCAGAGCUGCCGCCAGCGCUGAAGUGGCGCGACGCCGAGGCCAAGCUGGACCUCCUCCCAGCCUGUCUCGCCCUGGCGUACAACCACAACCUGAUCCUCGCCAAUCUGGGCCCCGGUCCCCAACAGUCUGCAGACUCGGUCCAUUCGGGCUCCCACGUCCAUCAACUCGACGGCGCAUGCGAGAACGCGGCACACCGCAUCUUCGACCUGACGUGCGGCAUGACCACCAAAUCCACAUUCCCGCGCCUGCCGCACGAAGCCUUCCACGCCCUGUUCCUCGCCCAGGCCGUCUUCUACUCCCAAACCCUCGCCGCCGACGCCGCCUCGGCGAAAAUGGGCCGCAUGGCUGUCAACACGUGCCAGGUCGUCUGGCACAACGUCCGCGGAGGCUGGGACCCCGCCCGCUGGGUCAUGAAGCUGUUUGAGAACCUGCUCGAGGCCACCUCGCCGCAACGCCGACCGCGGUCCGCGGAGGACAUGCUCAUGGUCAAUGAGGGCGACGUGGCGAACCCGGCCCUCCCAGCCGGGGCCGACUACUUGUCGUCGGACAUGCCGAUGAAUGACUUUUCGGGCAUGAAUUCGCUGCUCUCGUCCAUCUUUGACAUUUCGACCGCCAUGGACGGCCUGGAGGAUCCGACUGGGCAGGAAAUGUUUUCCUUUGGGCUGCCGAGCGAUGCGAACUGGUAG